This is a messenger RNA of Ceutorhynchus assimilis (cabbage seed weevil), 1374 nucleotides long. The record is from the annotation of a GenBank genome assembly. Lineage: Eukaryota; Metazoa; Arthropoda; Insecta; Coleoptera; Curculionidae.
UUUUGUUUGAUUUUUGUCUAUUUUCCUUUUCAGUUCCAAGUAAAUCCAAGUUCUAAUACUUCCAAUCAAAGGCUAGUAGUUAAAACUAUCUAAAACAGGAAAGGAGUAAAAGCCGGAAUAUUGGGAAAUUUCACUUGAAAAAUGUUCAACCAAGCAACCAUGGGUGGUUUUGGGGCCAAUACGGCGGUCACCAACACAAAUCCCAUGAAGGAUUACGAAGUGGUUCAACCGCCAGACGAUUCCAUUAGCUCUUUGGCUUUUUCUCCGGCAGCCAUACCUCAGAACUUCCUCAUUGCCGGUAGCUGGGACAACAACGUGAGAUGCUGGGAAAUUGAGCAGAACGGAACUAGCAUUCCUAAAUCGAUGCAGUCUUGUGGAGCGCCAGUAUUGGAUGUGGCUUGGAGUGACGAUGGCACCAAAGUUUUUGUGGCUGGUUGCGAUAAACAAGCCAAAAUGUGGGACUUGGCAAGUAACCAAUUGGUGCAAGUGGCAGUACACGAUGCUCCAAUAAAAACUUGCCACUGGAUCAAGGCUCCUAAUUAUUCGUGCCUAAUGACCGGCUCCUGGGACAAAACAUUAAAAUUUUGGGACACUAGGAGCCCCGCUCCGAUGCUUAGCAUCAAUUUGCCAGAACGCUGCUACUGUGCUGACGUUGAUUUUCCUAUGGCGGUUGUUGGCACUGCUGGAAGGCAAAUUAUUGUUUAUCAACUCGAAGGGAAGCCACAAGAAUUCAAAAAAUUGGACAGUCCUCUGAAGUAUCAGCAUAGAUGCGUCGCAAUUUUCAAAGACAAGAAAAAAUCUCCUACAGGCUACGCUUUAGGUUCAGUCGAAGGCCGAGUUGCUAUUCAAUAUGUGAACCCUGCAAACCCCAAAGAUAAUUUCACGUUCAAAUGUCACCGCUCAAAUGGCACUCCGAAUGGUUUCCAAGACAUUUACGCAGUCAAUGAUAUUGCUUUCCAUCCAGUACACGGUACUUUAUCGACAGUAGGAGCUGACGGGUCGUUCAGUUUCUGGGACAAAGACGCCAGGACAAAACUGAAAGCUUCCGAAUUAAUGGAACAAUCUAUUUCCAGGUGUGCUUUCAAUCACAACGGGCAAAUAUUCGCCUACGCUGUUAGCUAUGAUUGGAGCAAGGGGCAUGAAUUUUACAAUUCUCAAAAGAAAAAUUACAUUUUUCUCAGGAGUUGCUAUGAUGAACUUAAACCUAGGACUUCAUCCUAAUUUAUUUUGAUAUGUAUUGUUAAUCCAAAUAAUUAUUUUUCUUUUGAAUUAUGUAUAGGAAAAUAUUUUCUUUUCCUCGUUUUUUUUUAUAACUAGUUUUUGUAAGUACGCUUAUGUUCACCUAUGUAAUAAAAUAUAAUUAUGUAAUAUGUA